Tinamus guttatus (white-throated tinamou) is the source of this 2268-nucleotide messenger RNA. Lineage: Eukaryota; Metazoa; Chordata; Aves; Tinamiformes; Tinamidae. The record is from RefSeq and is a predicted model, not a curated record.
CAUUGUCUUGGUUAUGAGCUAGUGCUUCGUGUUUCAGAAUUCUUCGUUCUGAGCUUUUAUUAGCAUAGUCCACCUAAGAAGAUGUCUUGUGCAGAGGCCCUAACAAAUCCAGUUAAAAAGACUAUUAUGGGCCCUCAUGGAAUCAAUCGAGCUGUUCACCGCAUUUCUUUUUCUGAUUGCCAGGAUGGAUUAGGAGUUAAAAUUAUUGGAGGUUAUCGAGCACAAACAGCUGAAGAUUAUGGGAUCUUCAUUAAGAGAAUUCUGCCUGGAGGGAUUGCUGCUGUAGAUAGCCGUUUGCUUACUGGAGACCUCAUUUUAGAUGUCAAUGGAGAAAACUUAAUAGGAGUAACCAAUGAAAGGGCUGUUGACAUCUUGCGAACAGCAUCAGCAUCCAAUCAUAUGUCUCUGCUAGUUGCUAGAGAUGAAGAAGCAAAAAAGGAAUUCCAUCACCUGAUGGACAAGUAUGGCUCUCAUAGCAACACCGACUCUGCAAGAAGUUCUCCAACACAACUAUUGGCAGCAAAACGUAUUGACAGCCUUUCUUCUGGGUCAUCCUCAAGGUCACAGAGUCCUCAGUUCCAUCCAAAGGAUAUUACUGCCAUGAACAGCAGAAAUGAUUCUGUCCUAGCACCGUCCCCAAAGCUGGCAAAGGAUAGUGUGUUUCAGAUUAUCUCUGUUUGUAAAGGAACAAGCCUAGGUUUGAAUAUUGUAGGAGGAAUUAACAGAAAUGAAGGGCCUUUGGUUUAUAUUCAAGAAGUUGUCCCUGGUGGUGACUGUCAUAAGGACGGGCGAUUGAAGCCUGGAGAUCAGCUUGUAUCCAUAAACAAAGAGUCAAUGAUUGGUGUUUCCUAUGAAGAGGCGAAAAGUAUCAUCGAGAGAACAAACAUGAGAUUUGAAAGUUUUUGGGAGAUAGCUUUCAUUAGACAAAAUGAAAGCUAUUCAGAGGAACUGCAGCGACCGUCCAGUCUCUUAACACCAUCCUCUGUAGUUUAUGGAGAGCAACAGGCUGCAGUAGUUAGUCCCCUGGCAUCUCCUAAUGGGAAGCUUGUUUCGAGGCUCACCACUAAUGCUAUGGAAUCUGGAAUAAGGAAGAGAGAGCAAUCUCCAGUUGCAACUGUAGACAGCAGCCCUACCGAUGCACCUGCCCCCGUUAUCUCCCCCAACAACAUUGAUGAUUAUGGGCUGCGAAGGAAGAAUAUCUUGAACUCUACAGUUCGUCUCAAAGCAGAAAAGCUGGAGAGAGCAUUGAAUUAUCUGGGGAUACAGCCCACAGAUGAACAGCAACAAGCCCUAAGGCAGCAACUUGAGAAGGAUUCUGAAGGAACAGUGUCUUUUGGAGAUUUUGUUCAGGUUUCAAGGAAUCUGUUCUCUUUGCAAUUGAAUGCAACAGAUGGUGACCAAAAGCCUGAAACAUUUGAAGCCAAUGAAAUUACCAGUUUUUCAGAUUCACAGUUUGCAGCUUGUGAUUUGUUGGAGGAUGACAUGGAAAGGCUUAAGAAAGAAAGAAAUGAAGCUUUGAAAGAAAUAAGCAAAUUAAAGGAGGAAUUGUCUGAAUCUGUGAGCUUACACAAGCAGUUAUCAGAGGAGCUGCAGACAGUCAAGCAAGAAGCCAAGGCAGCUGUGGAAGAGGCAAGAGCCUUGCGGAGCAGGAUUCAUCUCGCGGAAGCGGCGCAGCGGCAGGCGCGGGGAAUGGAGCUGGACUACGAAGAAGUAAUUCGCCUGUUAGAAGCUGAAAUUGUAGAGCUGAAGGCUCAGCUCACUAAUAAUUCUGGCCAAAAUAAAGAUAAUAUCCAAGACUUGAGAAAGAGAGUCACAGUGCUUGACUGCCAGCUGCGGAAAUCAGAAUUGGCUAGGAAGACCUUUGAGGUGGCUACUGGAAAGUUGCUGCAAUUUGUAGAGGUUGUGCAUGAAAUACUCUCAGAUAACUCUGCUUCCUCGACAGUUGUAAGUGACAGAAGAACAACGUUGUCUACUAAAGCGCUCCUUGCACGACUGGGAAGGAUCGGACCUACUGUCACAACAGCCCUUGCAGCAGAAGCCAAGGACCUUGCCAAAUCUGUCCGUGCCAUUUUGGAAGUGGAUUGUCUACCUUAUGGAUGGGAAGAAGCUUAUACAGCUGAUGGAAUCAAAUACUUCAUCAAUCAUGUAACACAGACAACCUCUUGGAUCCAUCCAGUAACAAGUGCACUAAGCCUGUUUGGCCCCGAGGAUGAUGACGAUGGAAUAAGAGAUCCUCCCGGGUCCAAGAGCUGAGGACGUCGGUUGACA